Lasiosphaeria miniovina is the source of this 588-nucleotide messenger RNA. RefSeq lists its product as uncharacterized. The transcript has a single exon. NCBI's taxonomy places the organism in Eukaryota, Fungi, Ascomycota, Sordariomycetes, Sordariales, Lasiosphaeriaceae. The record is from RefSeq and is a predicted model, not a curated record. Bases 103 to 543 code for a protein of 146 amino acids.
CCCUCCUUGAUGCCACACACUGCACGAACUGGCUAGAGUGGCUCUUCUUCCUGGCCCCGGCUCCCUGCCCCCGGUCGGUUCCCUGCCCCCGUACAGACCCUCAUGCUCCCUAAGAUUCGGGAGGGCCAGACCCUCGCCGACGACGGUGAGCUUGUACGGGGGGGCCUGCUUGAAGACAUCGAUGUGGAAGAAGGCGAAUUCGAGUGGUCUGCAGCGCAGUGUGACUGUCGCUUUUACUGGCGUUGGUCCCUAACUUGCAGGCACUUAUUUCAUCAUCACUUUGUGAAUAGUAGUUUGACUUUGACUGAGGCACGCUUAUUACAGUGGUCUAACCGUUGGCAGGAAGGAGAUUUCGAGCUUUAUGAGGUCAGGGAAUCUUACCGUGUUGCAGCCCCUGAAGAUGCCGACGAACAUGCUAUUUUGGCAUACAACAGGGUGGCUGCACGGGAGGUUACCGAGACGAUAUUGACUUCUUUUUACAAGCUCGAAAGUAAUGCCGUCGCCCGCCUCGGUCAGGUUGAGGGAAGAAGGUUUAUUGACUAGUGGAUUGGUCAUCUUCGUAGUACCGCAGUUACGCUUAGAAGCAUG